Perkinsus marinus ATCC 50983 is the source of this 717-nucleotide messenger RNA. Its product is annotated as dynein heavy chain, putative. The record is from RefSeq and is a predicted model, not a curated record. The annotation marks the transcript as partial. The transcript is spliced from 4 exons. Gene Ontology annotation, biological process: microtubule-based movement. Gene Ontology annotation, cellular component: dynein complex. Gene Ontology annotation, molecular function: minus-end-directed microtubule motor activity; dynein light intermediate chain binding; dynein intermediate chain binding. NCBI's taxonomy places the organism in Eukaryota, Perkinsozoa, Perkinsida, Perkinsidae.
GCGAAACCGGCGUGCUUUGAGGAGAAGGAUAAGUUUCUGCGUCUUUGGCUACACGAGUGUUGCCGAGUCUUCAUGGACCGCCUCAUUAGCGAGGAGGAUAGAACUAACUUCAUCUCAGUGAUCGACAAUGUGAUGGAUGAGACUAUGCAGAUCAUCGAGCGGAAUGAGCAUGUAUACGACAUUGUUUUCGGUGGAGCUGAUUUGAAGAAUCACGAGGCGGAGGACCCCCCAUACGACCAAAUGGUGGACAAGAAAGGGUUGAAGUUGUUCAUGGAAGCUAAACUGGAGAACUACAAUGACGAGAUGAAAGGCAGAGCGAUGGACAUUGUGCUGUUCAAGGAUGCAAUCGAGCACUGCCUCAAGAUUCUUAGGAUAAUACGCAUGCCUCGAGGCAAUGCCUUGCUAGUGGGGGUUGGUGGCAGUGGUCGUCACUGCCAGACGCGUCUGGCAUCAUAUAUCGCCGAGUAUAAGUGCUCCCAGAUAGAGAUCAACAAGAACUAUAAUCAUCAGAAGUUCCGCGAAGACAUCAAGGCCAUCUAUGAGACGGCAGGCGUGAAAGCACAGAACGUGACGUUCCUCUUCAGCGACACUGAGAUCUGCGAUGAAAGCUUUUUGGAGGAUGUAUCCAAUAUACUCUCCAGUGGAGAGGUGCCCAACCUAUAUGCAGCCGACGAGCUCAACCAAGUGAGACAGGAUAAAACCCUGUGUGAUGCUUGA